Molecule: messenger RNA, 2725 nt
Organism: Hydra vulgaris (swiftwater hydra)
Lineage: Eukaryota; Metazoa; Cnidaria; Hydrozoa; Anthoathecata; Hydridae
Product: endothelin-converting enzyme homolog
Biological process (GO): protein processing
Cellular component (GO): plasma membrane
Molecular function (GO): metalloendopeptidase activity
Source: RefSeq, a predicted model, not a curated record
UAUGUUUAAUUUUGAAACCUAAAAUAUUAUAUAGAUCAAAAGAUUACUUCUAUUAUAAUACAGAUAAAGAGGUAUCUAGCUCUCCAAAGCUAGGCGGCAAAAUCUAGGUCAGCUCGUUGCUUGCAAAAUGAUGGAAGAAUUUGAGUUUGAUCGGUUUGAAAAAUCUGAAUCUUGCGUAAAAAAUGAAAAAACUAUUAAUAAAAAGAACUCCAGAAAUUGCGGAUUAGUUUCUGUAGUUGGACUUUUGACUUUGCUUGCAUGUGCUGGGAUUUUGUUUGUUUUGCACACCGACCAAAAAGAAGACAGUUUUGAUGACUUAAUAACAACCGGCGGAGCUGUUAGGAGGUCUUUAAGUAAUAAUUUUCCUAAAUGCAAUACCACUGAGUGUCAAAGAGUAAAAAAGUAUGUGCAAGAUUCUUUAUCAGCAGAGAAAGUUAAUCCUUGCGAUAAUUUUUAUAAAUAUGCAUGCGCUGGAUGGAUUAAGCGCAAUCCUAUUCCAGUUACAAGUUCAACGUAUUCAACAUUUACAAAACUUAAUCAGAAAGUAGAAGGUAUAUUGCAUAAAAUUUUGACUUCUAAAGUAAAAAAUGAAAGAGAAAUGAUGAAAAGAACCAAAGCAUUUUUUCAAUCUUGCAUGGACCAAAGAGGGCCAAACGGAAUCAAUAAAAAAGGAAAAAAACCAAUGAUGGAUUUAAUAAAACAAGUUGGUGGUUGGGAUAUGGCUGGCGAUAAUUCGUGGAAUAGCAGUUGGAACAUAACAGCUACUUUAUUAAAUAUACAUAGGGAUUUAACGUCCUCGGGUGGUCCACUUUUUUCUAUCCAUGUAAGCGACGAUCCGAGACAUGCAAAUGAUCACAUAUUGGAGAUUGAUCAAGCAGGGCCUAGCCUUCCAAGAGAAAUUUAUCUCUCAGAAGAUGCCGAAAAGUUAAAGACUUUAAAAGCUUAUAAAGAGUAUUUGAUUGACGUGGCCACACUUCUUGGAGCUAAAGGAGAUAUAAAAAAGAAAGCGGAAGAGACAAUAGCUUUUGAGAAAAAGCUUGCAGAGAUAAGUGUACCCGACGAUGUUAAGCAAGAAACAUGGUUUCACAAAAUGACUAUGCAAGAACUUGAAAAUGAAGUCCCAAAUUUUAAUUGGCACACAUAUGUUAACGAAGUGUUUAAAGGCCGAAGUUACAUUGCGAAAAACGAAAGCAUUAUUGCACCGUCUGUGGCUUAUUUAAAAAAAAUGAUGUCCGUAGUAGAAUCUGUAGGACCAGAUGUUCUUUCGAAUUAUGUUGUAUGGAGUGUUAUUCAAGAUGAAGUCCCUUACCUAUCAGAAAAGUUUUUAAAAGCAAGAAUGCAUUACAAAGAAAAGGUUUUAGGUUCAAAAGGACUACGAAAAAGGUGGAAGACGUGUGUAUCGUAUACUAAUGAAUACCUUGGUGAAAUUAUUGCUAGAACAUAUACCGAAAAACAUUUUAAAGAAAGCACUAAAUUAAUUGCUACUAAUAUGAUUACAAACAUACGAGAAGCAUUUAAAGAUAAUGUAAAAACAUUGCAUUGGAUGGACGAGGUGACAAAAGCAAGAGUUGCCGAAAAGGCAGAUUCCAUGAAAGAUCAAGUUGGCUAUCCGUCUUAUAUAAAUAACGAUACAAGAUUUGAUAUUAAAUACAAAGACUUGAAAAUAGUCAGCGAUGAUCUGUUUCACAAUCGACUCUCUCUGAUCAAGUUUGCUCAUAAUCGGAUGUUAAACAAGUUGCGAAAGAAAGUUGAUAAAAGCGAAUGGCCAAUGGAUCCCCAAACCAUUAACGCAAUGUACAGCUUCAAUCAAAACGGAAUGAUUAUUCCUGCUGGGAUACUUCAGCCGCCAUUUUUUCACGGCGUAAACUUAUCAAUGGCUAUGUUAUAUGGUGCUAUUGGUUCUAUAUUGGGUCAUGAGCUUACGCACGGUUUUGACAACACAGGAAGAAAAUUCAACAAAAAAGGAGAGCUAUCCAAGCAAUGGUGGACUAACGAAUCGCUUGUUCAUUUUAAAAAAAGAGCACAAUGUAUAGUUGAUCAAUAUUCUAAAUAUAAAAUUAGAGGAAAAUACCCACUGAAUGGCAAACUAACCUUGGGUGAAAAUAUAGCCGAUAAUGGUGGGUUUAAAACAGCACUUAAGGCUUAUUAUAAUUGGGUAAAAACAUCUGGAGGAGACAAUUUGAUUGAAGGAUUGGAUUUUAAUAAUGAACAGCUUUUUCAUAUUGCAUUUGCUCAGGCUUAUUGUAGCAACAGUCGACCAAGUGAACAAUACUUAUCAACACUUAAUGAUAGACACUCAGAAGAAGAGUUUAGAGUUAUUGGAACACUUUCAAACUCGAAAGAAUUUUCCAAAGCUUUCAACUGCCCUAUUGGUAGUCGCAUGAAUCCGAAGAAAAAAUGUUCAGUAUGGACUGUUAGUGAUGAGUAGCAGCAACUUUCGAUCGCUGUGCACAUUGGUUCUGUUUUGGUGAAUUAUGAACUUUUGGUUCUCUAAAGCAAGUUUCCCAAAAAGAAUCAAAUUCUUUUAUGAAUUACAUAUGAUGUAAUUCAUAAAAAUUAUGAGAGACAAAAAAGAUACGACACUCUUUCUUGCUGUAAUUAUGCUGAUGGUAACAAUAUCGUGUGAAUCGUGUGUUCCGAAAAACAUUAAAUACGAAAAUAUAAAAAUGUUUUGUUUGUUCAAUUUCAACAUGAGUUGAAAAGUAAAAUAUUUUUAAAUAUCAGA